Molecule: messenger RNA, 1668 nt
Organism: Diutina rugosa
Lineage: Eukaryota; Fungi; Ascomycota; Pichiomycetes; Serinales; Debaryomycetaceae
Product: fungal specific transcription factor domain-containing protein
Exons: 1
Coding region: 1-1668 (555 amino acids)
Biological process (GO): positive regulation of transcription by RNA polymerase II; DNA-templated transcription
Cellular component (GO): nucleus
Molecular function (GO): sequence-specific DNA binding; zinc ion binding
Source: RefSeq, a predicted model, not a curated record
AUGGAGCUGGAACUCGACAAUUUGCACCGCCAAGUGCAGCAUCUCAAGACCCAAGUGGCUGCUCAACCGACUCCCGGUGGCGACAUGUGGCCCUACGAUUCCAUGGAGGACGUCAACAGCAGCCAGCUCCGCCAGUCCCUCGUGGCGACGGUGCGCAGCCAGCUCCCGUGUAAACCGGAAGAGGCAGCCCGACUAGUGGAGCGGGCCUACCACGCCUAUUCCCUUGAGUUCUACUUGGUGCGGCUAUCGCUGAUCGCAGCCAUGCUUGACCACGUCUACCACGUCGCCAGCCCGGAAACUUACCCGUACGCGCCGCCACCGCCGUUAUACCCCACCCACGACACCGCGGCGAUGUCCCCGUGGCGCCAUUUCCAACAAUUGAGCGCGUAUAUCCUUGCGUUGGUGGCAUUCGGCAAAUUGCUCGAUACUGAAGAACCGGUGGAGAAUAACCGCUACCCGGGCAGCCAGUGCUAUCUCUUGGCAGAACAGUUGUUGCGGGUCAACACUGAGCAUACGACGUUUGUCCACAUCCAGACCGCCCUCGUGCUCGGUCUUUACGCGGCUAAUUUCAACCGGUUCAACACGUGUUAUAACCUCAUUGGGAUUGCGUUACGCCUGGCGGUAGCGUUAAACCUUCACCGUCAUCGUGAAUUGCUACCUACAGCUACCAUUAGCGACCGCGCCGAAGCCGAACGCGCCAAACGUCUCUGGUGGCUGGUGUUUGUCCUCGAUACCAUAUGGCUGAUUAAAACCGUCCAUUUCCAGUAUACUGACACCGACGUCGACUUGCCUCUCGAUAAUGCCAUCAACUUGAAGGAGGACUCGUUUGACAACGGGUUGCUUGAAGAUAACGUCCACUUGGCAAAACAUAUUGCCAAGAUCAGCCGCUUGAUCUAUGGUCCCAACAUCCGCACCUUCUCCGUCAACUACAUCAACCUGGCUGAGUUUACCCAGAAGCAGCUAUUGCUACACAUCUUGAACCUGUUUGAUACGAUGCAAAACGACUUUGAAGAGUGCCACUUGUGGCUCCGCAAACGCCAGCAUAUCCUUGAAGGUGGCAUCCGCGCCGAGGCGAAUUUAUUUCUCCGCUACCACCAAGCUUUAAUCAUUCUUUCAAAACCAAUCUUCCCCUUGCUACACGAGCCAUUGCUCCAGUCGCUCAUUGAGGAAAACCGUCUGAGGAUCGAGUUGUUAACACAAAAGUGCGUGGCCGCCGCCAUCGCCACUAUUGAGAUCAUUACGACUAUUCGCUCCCAGAACUUGCUUUUCAAGCUUGGGUUUUGGGAGGCUCAAUACGUGUUCAUGGCGAUGAUAAUGCUCCUUGUUGCCCGUACUCGCAACAUCAAAAUACCCCUGUUUGUGUACGGGAUGCUGUUGCUCCGCCAUAUGGCUCAUUACCGAAACAUCAACGCCAUCACUUGUCUCAAGAGACUUGAUCAGAUGAUGGAUUUACUUCAAGCUAAUGGAAUGCCAUUGGUACCAGCUUCAGAAACUGACGUCACCCCAGUGGCUCUUGAACAAUAUUGUGGUUACUUACCGUCGACCAUGGUGGUGGACAUGCCUACCCUUGGGUGGUUUGUCCCUAACCCUUGUCCCGGCAAUCACGGAGAGCUUCUUCACCGACUCUUCGCCUUCGAGGAACUUACAUUCUCUAUAGACGGCAACUAG